Molecule: messenger RNA, 841 nt
Organism: Silurus meridionalis
Lineage: Eukaryota; Metazoa; Chordata; Actinopteri; Siluriformes; Siluridae
Gene: fkbp1aa
Product: FKBP prolyl isomerase 1Aa
Exons: 5
Coding region: 117-443 (108 amino acids)
Molecular function (GO): peptidyl-prolyl cis-trans isomerase activity
Source: RefSeq, a predicted model, not a curated record
CAUUUUGUCCACGAGGGGCGGUAGUAGGCUAUACGUGAGAUACCCCUUAUAUCUAGAAGCUUGAUUACAGAGCCCAUUUUGUGCCGCGAGUCAAGACCAAUAAACACCGCGCCAGGAUGGGAGUCGAGGUCGAAACGAUAACAGCCGGAGACGGAAGCACUUUCCCCAAAAAAGGACAGACCUGCGUCGUGCACUAUGUUGGCUCUCUGACGAACGGCCACACAUUUGACUCCUCUCGGGACCGAGGCAAGCCGUUCAAAUUCAAGAUCGGCAAGCAGGAAGUUAUCCGCGGUUGGGAUGAUGGAGUGGCCCAGAUGAGUGUGGGCCAGCGAGCGAGGCUGACUUGCACCCCCGACUUUGCUUAUGGCAGCAAAGGCCACCCGGGCAUCAUCCCUCCCAACGCCACGCUCGUAUUCGAUGUGGAGCUUCUUGGCUUGGAGUAACAGUGCUGCAGAUCUUCUCAGGUUUUUCCCUAUUCAUACUUUCCGGGUCAAACAUUUUUGGGGGAACAUGGCCUCCUGCACGUGAUCCUUGAAAGGGGCUAGUGUUUUUAGAUUACCCCACUUAGCUUAGCUCUGUCAUCCAUUUGUAUAUUUUGUUACCCUUUUCCCCCUCCUUUCCUGUUCAUCAAUAUGCUCUCACCCACUGGAUGCUCAAUAUCAAAUCACCUCUGUUUUUCUCCCUGGUUUUUUUUAUUUCUUUUGUAUUUGAUUUCUGUAAACAUAUUCACAUCAACAGGGCUUUGGCUGAGCUGGUAGUCUGUACUCUGGUGGGAAAAUUUGGCUAAUUAUAAAAUGUUAAAGUAAUUGAAAAUAAAAAAAUUGUUUAUAAAAAGACAAAA